Messenger RNA from Diospyros lotus (date-plum), 3163 nucleotides. Its product is annotated as serine/threonine-protein kinase ATM. Bases 181 to 2703 code for a protein of 840 amino acids. Lineage: Eukaryota; Viridiplantae; Streptophyta; Magnoliopsida; Ericales; Ebenaceae. The record is from RefSeq and is a predicted model, not a curated record. The transcript is spliced from 2 exons.
GCCUAUUCCGGCGAGCCCGUUCAUCUUCUGGAUCGUGCCACAGCGAGCUCCUCCGACUGGAGAGGGUGCUCGGUGGCUUCGUCGCUGCCUGGAGGAACCGGCCGCGGUGGUUCGCUUCGCUUGGGGAGGACGGUCCGACGCUGUUGGUAUUUCCUCCACCAAUUCUGGUCAUGCGGAAGGAUGAAAGGGAUUUUGAUGCCAAAAGACAAAAUGUUCAAAGUUGGUCAAAAUAUUACUGAGUUUGAACCUAGAAAUUUUCUUGCAUUAAUCAAAUGCCUUGCAUAUGAUGGUUCUACACCUGGGAAGCUCAAAAUUGCUUCUACGAAAAAUUGGUUGUCAGCCUUCUAUCGUUUCAUCGGGCACCGCCAAUUGCCAAUACAUCAAUUACGGGGAACAAGUGAUCUUAAACAUAGUGUUGAAAAUGGACUGAAACAGUCGGGGGUUACAGUGGGUACAGUAUCAAAAAAUAAGGUUGAAGACUUAGCUGAGCUUUGUGAAGAAGAGAAGGAUAUCGUGCUUAAGAAAUGCAAGAGUGGGCUCUCCGAAGAAGGAAUAGCACUGAGCUCCCGGAACAAAGAGGAAAACGUGGACUCUGAAGCUAGAAAUGGAAAUGUUGAAGUUGCUGAUGAUGGAGGAAGUGGAGGAAAAUUCAAAAAAGGAUAUGAAUCAAGGGAACGAAGAAGAAGCAAGUAUUUGUCACCUCCAUACGUAAAUACUAACUGGGCAUGCAAAAACUUGCCCGAUUCAGAAGAAAAUCAAACGGAAAACGGUAAGGGAGUUCCCCAAGGAGGGCAAGGCACUAACAGGAUCUCUGUCCAGCCGGUAGGAUCCCUUCCAAUUGGAAAGCAUACUGGGAAGAAGUUAAAGAACAAGGCCUUCAAAAAAGCAAUUCAAGGGCCUAAUGCUUCAGGAAUACUAGAAGCAACAAAGGCAUGCUCGCUGGAUAUGCUCUCUGAACUUCGUUUUGCUGCUCUAGAUUGUUAUUAUCCUAGUGAAAGUAAAAAUUUUGAUUCAGUUGAUAGAUUUUUUUCUGAAUUUAGAAGAUUUGUGUUUCAUGAGAAGCCCAACCAGGAGAUGGAUGAUUAUAGGCAUGAACCUGCAGAAGAGUCUACAGAGGUGCAUCUUCUACAAACAUUACCUGGAGGUGAAGUUCCGAUAGAUGAAGCAAAGGAAAUGGUAGGAGGAUCUACAGAAUCCCGGGGAACACACAGUUUUGCUGGCACACCAAAUAUAAAUGACUCUGCUGACUACCCUGGUUUAGUGGGUAAAGAUUCAAAGAAGAGGAGAAAGAAGAAGGAAGUGGAGAAAGAAGAAGGAAGUAGCUACUGUCACCUAGGGCUCAAUGUGACUUCUAAAGGGAAGGGGAGAAAGAAGAAGGAAGUAGCUACUGUCAAUUCAAAUAAUGAAAACAUUCCUGGCCUUUCAAAUGCAAUCUCGAAUCUUAAAAGGGGGUCUUUGGUAAUAAAUUUCCAGGAGACAGAUUGCCCUGCACGGGAUGUUCUGUCAGUACAGAAGAAAAGAAAGAAGGCAGGAAAAACGCCAAAGCUUCUGCAGGCUAAAGGAGCGGUGGACUUGCCCGAUUUGAAUGGGAACUGUGUUACACCGGGCUCAUUGGUACAAGAGACACAUGCAACCGAGCUCAUUACACCUGACAGGUCUGAGUUGAAGAAGAGAAAGAGGGACAAAGCUGCUUCUGUGCAAUCUAGAACUAAGAAUAAUAAUGGCUUAACUGAUGUGAAUGUAAACAAUCCUAACCUUGGCUCACUCGUUAAAGAUGUGCCACUUUCGGGUCCUUCAUCCCAAAAUGCUGAUGAGCUAAAUAACGAGGAGAAGGGAGGGGCCGCUUCAUUGUAUCUGAACAGCAAGCCCGAUGCUACUGUGAAAAAUGCUGAAGAUAGCUCAUUUGUUGAGUAUCAGGGACUGAUGAGCCUAGUUUCGCCUGAUAACAAGCCUGGGCCCAAGAAGAGGAAGAAAAAGGAGAAAACGCCUGCUUACAAUCUGACGACUGAAGGUAGUCCUGCCAUCCCGGAUUUGAAUGGAAAUGCUACUGAAUCUAGCUCGGUGGGUAAAACUUUGCCAGGGGUGAACACCACUACUGUUGAAGGUAAACCCCAGCGAAAGAGGAGAAAAAGAGAUAAACCUGAUUUUGGGACAGUUCAAGUUAAUGGAGAGGCUUCAGAAACUGCUCUUCUCUUGAGGUUUGCUCAUGGAUUUCCAGUGCCUUCAAAAGAGGCUCUGGCUGCAACUUUUUGUGGGUUUGGGCCGGUGAAUGAAUCAGCAACACAGCCUUUGAAUCAUUCUGGUACAGCACAGGUUGUUUUCAAUAGCGGUUCUGAUGCUAGAGAUGCCUUUCGUAGCUUAGAAAAGAGCAGCCCUUUUGGGCCAGCCCUAGUCAACUACCGCCUCCAUCCUCACUCGGCUGCUUCAAGGGCACUUUCUGGAGCAGAUGUUGACCUGCUUGUGCCAAUGCCCGUCCAGAGCAAGGAUGGAUCCAAGGCUCCAGCAGAGCCUCAUGGUUUGAAAACUCAAGAAGGGGAGGCGCAGGACCUUUUCUAUAUAAGACAGAAUUUGGAGAUGAUGACGUCAAUGCUGGAGAAAUCUGGGGAUAAUCUUUCACCAGAAACAAGAGCCAAACUGGAAAGCGAAAUAAAAGGCCUGCUGAAGAAGGUUAGCACCAUGGUAGGCUCAUCUUCCUCCUCUUAAAUAUGGAUCCUUAUAUUCAAUUUAGGCUGUCUAGAAGGGAAAGUACUGGUAGACUUGGGGUGCUAUAAACUCUCUCUCUCUCUCUCUCUCUCUCUCUCUGUGGAACAUCAUGUUAGUAACUGAAGAUUGUUGGAGUUAAACUGCAUUGAGAGAGCAGAAUCAAUUAUCUGUAAUUAGGGAGGUAGAUAUGUCAGUGCUAGUUCAUGCCAUGAAGCUAAGACCAAUUAGCCUGCUUUAUAGGCCUCUGAUUGAUGAUGUAUAUCCUUGUUGCUGCAUCUUUUGUUGUUUUGAUUCUUCUGAAUUCUACUCGGUGGAGUCUUUGCCCUCUUAGCCGAGGACUGUGUCAGAAUUAACCCCCCUCUUAGCAGAAGUGAAACAUUAUUGGGUUGGAAAUAAUUACCGAACAAGUAUUAGAAAGGUAAAAGGCAUGGAUGAACUUGAGAGAUGUGCGUGCAAUGUU